Molecule: messenger RNA, 4448 nt
Organism: Cladophialophora immunda
Lineage: Eukaryota; Fungi; Ascomycota; Eurotiomycetes; Chaetothyriales; Herpotrichiellaceae
Exons: 1
Coding region: 335-3079 (914 amino acids)
Biological process (GO): stabilization of membrane potential; potassium ion transmembrane transport
Cellular component (GO): membrane
Molecular function (GO): potassium ion leak channel activity
Source: RefSeq, a predicted model, not a curated record
UCGACCAUCAGCUGCCCAUGGCGUCCCAUGGCUUCCCACCCACACCAUCGCCGACGGGCUUUGUUGAGGCUAAAAGAAUGUGUAUCCUGGCUCGGGCUGUUGCUAUCAGCUCUGUCAUGUCUCCUGCCCUGCUGCCUCGCUCCGAACUUGCUUGAGUUGCGCUCGGAGAUUCGGACUGUAUCAACUAACACAAGCAGAAAUAACGGCCAGACCACGGACUCGCACGCUCUCCGGGUGAGCGCGCGUCUUCCUCCCUCUGAACAACCCAAAGCCGCCGCAAUCUACCAACGAUGCGCAUCGAGCGCCCAUGAAGGCCCCCUAACGUUCGCGGACAAUGGUAGGCUACGAUCGUGCCGAACGCAGAGAGCUGGAGCCACCGGAGGACCCGUCAAGUUCCAGCUCAGGUGGUAGCGAGAGCACUACCGAAUAUGAGAAACAGAAGGACUGGGACUCUCUUGAAAAGACCGACACCAUAAGAACGCUACCGGACAACGAGGCCAGACACGGCAAAAACAAGUUGGAACCUCAACCAAGUUGGCAGGCACACCAUCAUGGCCUCCUCAAGUUUCGGUCUGUCGAGGAUGACCUGCCCACCAACUGGUGGUUUGCUUCGACCGCCAUCCCGCUCAUUGCGGCCACGUUUGCCCCUAUGGCCAAUCUGAUAUCCAUCACCGCGCUGGUCGUUCCGUGGAGGAAUCAACUCACCCAAAGCAAGACCGAGUUUCCUCUGACCUAUCAAGCCACUUCCGUGGGCUACUCCGACCCUCGAUGGUGUGUCGACCUCAACAUUGCCUCUCUCGUCUGUGGGUUUGUAGGCAAUCUUUUCCUUCUCUUCAAUUUCACCCGGCGCGUCCGCUAUAUUGUCGCUUUGCCCGCGACGAUUGUGCUGUUCUACAUCGCCUCGGGUAUAUUGAUCGGCCUAACCGUCUCGAUGAACCUUCAUGUUCCGCCUGGCCAGGACGCAGUUUAUUCCCAAGGCUACUGGAACGCCGUCAUUGCCGCCUGUCUCUACAUGUUCAACUCGAUGAUCCUGAUGGUGAACAUGUGCGGCUACUUCCUGGGCCAUUACCCUCAACACUUUACCUUGACUGACGAGCAGCGCAAUUUGAUUCUCCAGACAAUGAUGUUCUUCAUAUGGCUCGGUGGGGGUGGGGGUGUCUACUCGAGAAUCGAAGGUUGGACGUACCCCGAUGCCGUGUAUUUCUGCGACGUCACCAUCCUGACCGUCGGUUUUGGAGACUUUUAUCCCACCAACGACCUUGCUCGCGGUCUCGUGUUUCCUUACUCGGUAGGCGGAAUUAUCAUCCUGGGUCUGAUGGUCAGCUCCAUCCACAAGUUUGCUGGUGAGCUCAGUACAAUCAACGUUCUCCGUAAACAUGUCGAGCACAAAAGGGUCCACACCCUGUCGCGGGUAGUGACGGUGGACGAUGCCGACAACGAAGACAAGAGGCGGGAUGAACUAGAGAAGGAGGUGGAAAUCGAGGAAAGAAGCGGUCGACGGCCUAGGAUCUCAUCUCCACUCCCAAAUCCGCGGAUCCAGCAUGACUUGGAUGAAGCAACGGCGCGUCUCCAGGGGACCCCGAUUCGAGAUCCCGUGCAGGAUCGCCAAAUCGAGUUUGGAAACACCAACGCCCAAGAGCUAAAGAAGACCGAGGAGCAUGAGCCACACCCCAAUCAGUUUCUGGGCUCGGCAUUUCGCAAAGGUCCCAUCCGUAAUACCCUCCGGUUGAUCACAAAGCCCCUGAGAAGGACCUUAUCGAGAUCACAGAAGAAGGCUAUCUUGAUGAGAGAGGAGAAGGACAAAUUCGACGCCAUGCGGGACAUCCAGCUCAACGCCAAGAAGUUCAAAAAGUGGUACGCGCUAUGCUUGUCGGUGUUGGCGUUUGGGAUUUUGUGGUGCAUUGGAGCGGUGGUGUUUUGGAAAGCUGAGCACGACACCCAAGAUCUCAGCUAUUUCGAGGCACUGUACUUCUGUUAUGUCAGCUUGCUGACCAUUGGCUAUGGUGAUUUGAGCCCCAAGAGCAAUGCUGGCAAGCCUUUCUUUGUGGUUUGGUCGUUGAUUGCUGUACCGACCAUGACAAUCCUCGUUUCGGACAUGGGUGACACCGUCAUCUCCGGUUUCAAACAGGGGACGUUCAAACUCGGCGACCUGACCGUCCUUCCGAAGGCAGGUCUUUGGCGCGACAUCGUCAUGCAGCAUCCUUGGCUCUGGAAUUGGAUGAACAAAAGGGCUGAGAAGAAGCGUCUCAAGGCCGGCAUGCCUUUCGGACCGACCACCGACCAAGCUCCCCCUGACCUGAGCAUUGAACAACUGGCCGCGGAGGAACCGACAGAGGCGGAAUUGACGCAGCGUCUGGCUUGGGCCAUUCGCAAGACCGCCGACGAUCUCCAGCAUGCGCCGGGAAAACGCUAUACCUAUGAGGAAUGGUGUGACUUCAGCCGCUUGAUCCGGUUCACAAAGGUGGGCCUUGAUCAAAUGGAAUACGAUGAGGAAAUGGACGGGGUGGUUGAAUGGGACUGGCUCGAGGAGAGCAGCCCAAUGCUGAGUCAGCAAACCGAGUCCGAGUGGAUUCUGGACCGGCUUUGCGAGAGCCUACUCCGGUUGCUGAAGAAGAACAUGAUUGCGAAUGGCAUCAACCCCAAUUCAGCUUUUCCUCGAUCGAGCAAUACAGAUCUCAGCGCCUUCAACUUCAACCGUAGCGGUACCAUAUACGAAGACCCCUCAGCGGGGCGCAAACCUGACUCGUCUGCGAAGGGCAAGGGCAUUGAAGAGCCUCGCACCCCGACAAAGUCUGAGGAACGUCAACGGAGAGCAUCAGGUGCUGAUGCAGUGCUGACAUUUUUCACCGGUGACAGAAGGGGAACUCAUGCAUAUGCCACCGAAGCGCCUCAAUGGAGCAAAAAGGCGCAAGAACGCAUGAAGGAACGUCGCCGUGGUAGUGCACCCAAGCGAAGGGGACCAUUCAGCAAACUUGAGCACCGUGGCAAGACAGGGGCCAUCGGCGGCGGAAGAGGUGGAGCAGGAAUUCGUACGCUGAAGAUGCGACACUUUACCAGAGACAGGGAAGAGAAGGGAUGAUAAGCUGACAUGAAAUGGUUGAAGAUUUCACUUGGAUACAAACCGUUACACAUCUGUGACUUUACCACUGUACUAUUCUACGAAGCGGGAUAUGGACUGUCAAAUUUAGGGGUCUAGGGAAGGGAAUUUUGGACAGACAGGACAUCGAGCGCAAGCCAAAGGGAAAGGGAGUACGGAAUCUGGUUUCCACAAUCCUAGGAUUUUUGUUGCGCAGCCCCUUGAUUCCUGCAGGAGAUUAAGUCUCUUCUGGUUUCCAGCUGAGCAACCACUGGCGAAGCGAUUGGACUCGUCAUCAAGCCACUGUCAACGCCUGCGGUACUACGAAUACAGCGCCGAACCGGAGAGGGGACGCUACGACCAACCGGUGCUGGACAGCAGAUUCAAGAUGCCCCGGUCGCCGUUACGUCUCUUUGGGCAUGAAGUAACCAACCGUCAGCAUCAGGUCAGGACGCUCUUUAAGAUGUGGUAUGCUGGCAGGAUGCAUCUAAGAAUUUGGACUUGACCACACUGUCCUCUCCAUGUCACUGCUGACAUACAUGGACGAGCCGUCGAGCCAGCCACAGAUGGUCAAUCCAACGAGAUGCAUGUGUCCCUUGAGCGAGCGACUACUCGGAAAGGUGAUCCAUGAUCAAGGUUCGCUCGUCGCAAUUGCCGAGUCGUUUGUCGCUGGCCCCCCUUUGGAACCGCUCUUGCCCCCGACCCAGGAGGUGGUCUCCUAGUUGGACGAUCUUACCACCCUCUGGGCCACGGUGGACGGUGAGAUGCAACCCUGCGUCUCUGUGGCUCUCGGGCCCUUAUCUCUCAACACACCGACCACGACGGACUUGAGCAACGGGGAGACACCAACCGGGCGUGAGUCGUGCGGAAUCCGGUUUCCGGAAUGACUUGGUGGGCCGGGUGGUUGGUUGGUGAGAUUUCCGGAAUUGAGGGUGGUGACAAUGAUAAACGAGGAGGAGGGGGCGCUCCAUCUUUGUUUUUGUUCUUCUGAGCACUCACAGCUUGUCGUGCAUGCAUAUGCAUCGGCCCUUGUGACAAAGACGCACGGAGUCCCAGACAGGCUGGACUCAACUCGCCCCGGAGUUCCAGGUGUGGCUGAUCAAAGACAAGCGACGGGAUCGUCAUUAUUCGAGCCAUCUAUUGUGAUUUUGUCAUAGGUAGUCCGUACCUCGUGCAGAGUCACAGAGUAUGGAAUCUAGCUGAAGAUGGUUGGGAUGUCGGUGCCGAUCCGCCCUUCUUGCUUUCGCGCACCAAUCCUCGAUUCAGUACAUACAAUACACACCUCAGGUACCUCCCUACCCGGAUAGAUACCUAGGUAGAUAGAUACCUUAGUAGUGCAAGCGAGACAAUGCUCACGGUGAGCUGGAAAAGG